This is a messenger RNA of Beta vulgaris subsp. vulgaris (sugar beet), 897 nucleotides long. RefSeq lists its product as uncharacterized. The record is from RefSeq and is a predicted model, not a curated record. Bases 57 to 464 code for a protein of 135 amino acids. The transcript has a single exon. NCBI's taxonomy places the organism in Eukaryota, Viridiplantae, Streptophyta, Magnoliopsida, Caryophyllales, Amaranthaceae.
CUUGAAUGCACUAACAAUGAGCUGAUCUUAAUACAUAACCAAAAACACAAAAAAAAAUGGCAACAACAACAACAGCAUUGUUACCAAACCAAGAACAACCUCAACAAGUGCAAAAUGAAAUGCCAUACCCACAAUCUGUACCAAGCAAUAAUGCAUGGCAUGACAACAAUAACAAUAACAAUAACAACAACAACAACAAAGGAUCAAUAGGUCCAUUUUUCGCGGUUAUUUCAGUAUUGGCUGUUCUUGCAAUAAUUUCAUGUGUUUUGGGUCGAUUUUGGAUUGGGAAGGAAGAGACUCCUCUAGAGAGUAUCAAUCACAGGGGAUCAUGUUACGGGUGGCUUAAACGACGGUGUCGUCGUCCUUUUGCUACGGGUGCUGAAGUUGGAGGAGUAAGAAGAGGGAAAGUAGCUGCUGUUAUUGCUCCUCCUCUUGCUGAUGAGAGAGGCCAUGAUGCCAAUUAGGAAUGUGAUAUAUGGAUGAAUUUAGAUACUUUUAGUUUAGACUUUAGGUAGUUACAUUACAUCAGUCUGAAAUUAAUACAGUAGUUGCUUUACUUGUGUAACUUCAACUAGUAAUGUGUAUGUUGUUACUUUCUUUUUUUUCCAUUUGGUAUUUUAUUUGCUGAACUUGGGUCGAGGGUACUACUCUUGGGCACAAAAAAAAAAAAGGGUACUACUCUUGGGGACCUUAUUUUCUGAUCUUGCUGAUAUGCAUUGCUUGAUUUAGGACAGUGCAAGUGCAAGUUUCUAAUUUGAUUUCAUUAUGGUGUAGCCUUGUUGUAUAUGUGAAUUUAAUGAGCACUUGAAGAUUAGAUCGGAUCUGAAGAUAGGGUGGCUUAUUUGUAAUUUUAUGUGUGGUCAACUAUGUAUUUACACACUACACUGGUGGUGAAAA